AUGGGUUUCGGGCCUGAUUUAACAAGCCAGUUCGCUUCCUUGUUCAUACACAAGCAACACAGGUAAGUCUUCAUUAACUUCUGUUAUCAUGUUAUAUUAUAUAUUGAUCUAUUAUCUUAUAUAAUCCUUUACAGUAUGAGCACCAAAUUCUUGGCCGGUCUCGCGGCCUGCACCUCCGCUCUCGUCGUGGUCAUCUCUCUGAUCACUGUCGGUGUUCUCUUCCAAGACAUAAACUCCAUGUACGACGAAGUCAUGGAGGACAUGCAGGAGUUCAAGUUCAUGGCUAACGAGGCUUGGCAAGGAGUGAUGAUUGUCUCGGGAACCCAAGGAAUCACCAAGGCGCGACCUUCUUUCGUCCAACUCAUCGGUCGUAACAAGCGUCAAGCCUCUUGCAACUGUGCUCCAGUCGCAAACAGCUGCCCACCUGGACCUGCUGGAAAGCCCGGAAGUCGAGGAGAGCCCGGGAUUGAUGGAAAACCUGGCAAAGCAGGCAAUCCAGGAGCCCCUGGAGAGGUCCCCAGCACAACCCCCAAGCCAAAAGCAGAGUGCAUCAAGUGCCCAGCUGGAAGACCCGGUCCCCCAGGACCCCCAGGAACCGCUGGAGAAGCCGGAAUUCAAGGACACCCAGGAGAGGCCGGAUACCCAGGAAACGACGGAUUCCCAGGCCCUCAAGGUCCACCCGGAGAUCAAGGAGAACAAGGACCACCCGGAAACAAGGGACAGCCAGGACAUCCAGGCCAAGACGGACGAAAGGCCACCUCCCCACCUGGCCCCAAGGGACCUCCAGGCCGUCAAGGAAACCGUGGCCAUCCAGGAGCUCGAGGAGAAGCCCCACCACCCGGAGAACCAGGAGCGCCCGGACCACAGGGACCAAUUGGACAGCCAGGAGAGCCAGGAAAGGACGGAGAGAACGGCAAACUCGGAGGUCCAGGUGCUCCCGGAAAGGACUCUGGAUAUUGCCCUUGCCCAACCAGAAACAGCGCCCCUCCUGCCCCACCACCACGCGCUUCUCCAUCUGGACCUCGUCAGCCAGUCAUCUCCCCAAGUGCCGGAGCUGGCCAGGGAUACGAUGCCCCUGCCACUUCUGGAGGAAACAAGAACGGUUACAGACGCCGUUUCAAGCAGAUCUAA
Messenger RNA from Bursaphelenchus xylophilus (pine wood nematode), 1131 nucleotides. The record is from the annotation of a GenBank genome assembly. NCBI's taxonomy places the organism in Eukaryota, Metazoa, Nematoda, Chromadorea, Rhabditida, Aphelenchoididae.